This is a messenger RNA of Psylliodes chrysocephalus, 902 nucleotides long. The record is from the annotation of a GenBank genome assembly. Lineage: Eukaryota; Metazoa; Arthropoda; Insecta; Coleoptera; Chrysomelidae.
AGAACCAAAAAUCUACUUGGACAUUUAAUGUCAGUGGCUCGACAGGAUCCAACUGUUACAAGAAGAUACUUCUACUCAAUUAAAGAAAUAAGUAUUGGAGGCCGUUGUAUGUGCAACGGACAUGCAGAAGCAUGCGACAUUCCCGAUCCACGCGACAACAAAGUUUUGUUAUGUAAUUGCAGACAUAACACAUGCGGAGCAAAAUGUAAUACUUGUUGUACAGGUUUCGAACAAAAAGCAUGGAAGAUCUCCAAACACGAUGCGCCCUUCAUAUGUGAACUGGCUAAUAAUCAAUCGAAAAAUGCGAAAACGAGGAAAUCGAUGCCACCGAUUGUGAUCGACGGCAAAACUAAAGAUCAAACCACCCUAAUCAAGGAUCUGAAAGAGUACGUGAAAGGACAAUUCAGCGUUAAACACACCAAUGCCACAACCAUCAUAUUUGUAGACGAAAAAGACGACCACAUGCGAGUUAUUAAUAAUAUCAAGGCUGAGAAAUUAGCGUAUCACACGUAUACCUCUAGCGAUGACAAGUCUCACGCAUUUGUCCUGCGUGGGCUUGCGGAGGGUACCAAAAUAGCCGAUAUCGAAGCCGACUUGGAGGAAGAACAUGAAAUAAAGGCGCGGAGCAUAUUUCAAAUGAACACUAAAGAAAGACCCCUAUUUCUGGUGGUUACUGAUCCAGCUAUUACCCUCGAGUAUUUAAACAAAAAUACUCGCAUCGUAUUACACACGAGGCUUGUCAGUGCAGUGUUUUCUUUUCUACCGGUAAUUGUGCUGAAGGCUCUGGUCGAUGCGAGUGCAGAAAAGAAUUUACACCACCAAAUUGUGACAGCUGUAAUUUUGGAUACUACGGUUACCCUAACUGUAAACCAUGCGAUUGCUAUCUAAAUGGAACUCAAGAU